Molecule: messenger RNA, 1621 nt
Organism: Drosophila eugracilis
Lineage: Eukaryota; Metazoa; Arthropoda; Insecta; Diptera; Drosophilidae
Product: trypsin delta
Exons: 1
Coding region: 78-1385 (435 amino acids)
Biological process (GO): proteolysis
Molecular function (GO): serine-type endopeptidase activity
Source: RefSeq, a predicted model, not a curated record
AAAGCUUACUAGUAAAGUCGCUAAAAAUUUUACCUAUAAAAGACUUUCCCAGGCCAAGCUUAGUCUAGUUGCCAGCCAUGUUUCGGCUUGUCUUUUCUCUGCUACUAGUGGCUCUUCCACAGUUAAUCUUGGGUGAUCCGCACUUUCAAGACCGCAUCAUUGGUGGCCAUUAUGUGAACAUUGAAGAUGCCCCUUACCAGGCGGAGGUAAUCGUGGACAACAAGGCAACUUGCAGUGGAGCCAUCAUCAGCUCAGACACCAUCAUCACGGCAGCUUCGUGUGUUUCCACAUAUAGCAGAGCCGUUGAGGUUCGCGUGGGAACAAAUUCCAGGGAUUAUGACGGCACAGGAGUUGUUCUUCCACUCUGCGAUAUCAUCAGUCAUCCGAGGUAUGACUUCUGGCGCUUCGACAACAAUCUGGCCCUGCUAAAGUUGUGCGAUCCUCUCCAGACUUCAAGUACCAUCAAGCCCAUCAUCUUGGCUGACAGUGUACCAGAGGAUAAUACCUGGUUACAAGUUUCCGGCUGGGGAUCCACCAGCUGGUUCGGCAGCUUCUUUGACAGAACUUUUUUCAGUCUGCCGGACCACCUGCAGAUGGUAUGGGUGAGCGUCUACAACCGGCAACAGUGCGCUGAGGAUCGGUCUUAUUGGCUUGGAUUCUGGGAUAAUGGCAUCUCGCAUCUCACCCUCUGCACCCAGUACGGCGCUGGAGGAUGUUCCUAUGACACCGGGGCUCCCUUGGUGAAAGACGGUAAACUCGUUGGCAUUCUAUCCGAAGGAGGUUGUGGCAAAAAACUAGAUGUCUACGCAAGUGUGGUUUGGUUUAAGAGUUGGAUUAACGAUAAUGGUGGUGUCAGUAGCGCGACAACUAGUUCUAGUUCGAGUUCGACUGCUACAAGUUCUAGUAGUACUACACCUACUUCUAGUUCUACAACUUUAAGUCCCACACCUACAACCACUCCUAGUACUACGAGCCUAGCUACUACUGAUAGUCCUAGCUCUACAACGCUAGGAUCCACAAAAGGUUCUAGUACGACCACUCUACCUACUACAGAUAGUCCAAGCUCAACGACAUUAAGUACUAGUUCUAGUUCCACAACCCUAGGAUCUACAGAAAGUUCUAGUACUACAACUCUAGGUACUACAGCUAGUUCUACCACAUUGAGAACUACAGAUAGUCCUAGUUCUACAACCCUAAUUACUACAGUUAGUACUAGCUCUACACCUUUAUCUACUACAGGUAGUCUAAGUACUACAACUUCCAGUUCUUCUCCUACAAGUAGUCUAAGUACUACAGUUAGUAGUAGCCCUACAACUUUAUCUACUACAAAAGAUCCAUUUACUACAACGUCCAGUUCUUCUUCUGAAAGUAGUCCAGAUUCUUAAGCCUUAGGUUCCACAGAUAUUGCGAAUGAAGGUUCACUUUCAUAUAUAAAAGCAGCAUCACUGUUCAUGGGCUCUCCUGAUCCAUAUAAACUAGAUAGUUUAACGGAAGAAUAAAUACGCAUAAUGGUUUAUCUUAUAAUUUAUUUAAUAUCUUUCUAAUUUUCUAUUAUUAAAAUGGGUAGCUGAUCUGUGUAACCAUAUCCAUGCUAAAUACAAUAAUAAAUACUUAACUUUAA